This is a messenger RNA of Paramormyrops kingsleyae, 2015 nucleotides long. RefSeq names its product arginine vasopressin induced 1 (gene avpi1). Lineage: Eukaryota; Metazoa; Chordata; Actinopteri; Osteoglossiformes; Mormyridae. The record is from RefSeq and is a predicted model, not a curated record.
UCCUCCCCCUGACCACGAAGGCACAGUAUCGCAGCUUUUGUAAAUUAAAAUUUCAAGCGAAACGGUGGCGCUGGUCACUUUUGGGGGAGGAAAAACAGGCGGCGGGAUUAUGGCGUAGAGGUGUAAUCUGGCGGCCGACGCGGGACCCGGCGUGAGUCGAUGCACUUUGACACAGCGAAGCCGCUUUCUCGUUUACUAGCGUCUGAAGAGGCACCGUCACGCUGCAGCGAGCCUCGGUGCCGCCAGUGAAGUGUGAAGCGUUUCUGUAGCAGGCGUGGCAUGGAGGACCCCCCUCCCCCGUCCGCCGUGGUUGCGCCCCCCGAGCCCUGGCAGUUGCCCGAGUGCCGGCGUCGCAGGUGCGGCUCUGCUAAUAUCUUCCAUGGCCUGGGGCUGCGGCAGCUGCAGCGUCUCUUCCACCGAUCUGGGGAUCACAAUGCCGAACACCGGGCACAGCUGGUCUGGCGGCGCAGCGAUGGGGAGGAGUUGGCCCGGGCCCUGAUCGGCCUCAGGACGGGCAGCCGACGAGGAUGUCCCAGGGGGCCGCGGUGGCUCAGGGAGUUUCACCAUCUCAGCAUCGGUGAGGUUUCCCCAGAUAGCACCGAGGAGAACACAGAAGUCCAUUUAGACUCCUCGGAGUCUGACGGGCCCGGAACCUCCGAAUCAGCUGGAAACAGGUGGACGGAUACAGAGCAGCCCCAGAGCACCCCCAUCUGUGACGUCCGUGUUCGACACAGGAUGCCGAGGGAAGGGGGGCAAGACAGGAACCCGGAGCGGUACCUUCACCGUGUCCUGCAGCGGCCGGGUCGAGCUGCACAGGGACGGGCAAGCGAUGGGUCAGCCAAGGUUGACACAUCUCAGAUCAGCUGACUGAACCCACUGACUGACUCACUGCAAUACUACUACAUAAGCUUUAGGGGGCAGUGUGGAGAAGACAGAUCUACCCAUCCUUGAACCCACUGUGUGUGCCCUGCAGUGAACUGGCAUCCCACACAGGGAUUUUUUCUGUGCUGUUUGGCUCACUGGAACUCAGAACUGGAUAUUGAGUUGUGGCGUAACAUGUGGAAGUACACUGUCAGAUCACAUGUCGCUCAGUCACAUGAGACCUUUCCUGAGGAGAAGGACUGACCACCGCUGAAGCGGCAUCGAGCCGUGCUGCUAGCAUGAUGCUGCGAUAUAUACUCGCACUAAAAGUCGGGGUGGUCUGGAGUAUGAGCUCAGAGCAGGGCUGUGGGUGAAGACUGGUUUUAGUGGUGGAGCAGUAGCCUUGUUUGGUCGCCAUGGUGCUUGGAGGGUGAAGGUUAAAUUUCUGUUGCGUAAAAUGUUGGCGGAGUGAUGAGAUAGUGCCAUAGGUUACAAAGGGUUAUCUCCCAUAAUGCCUUAAGGUCAUAUUAGCAUGCUAAGCAUAUGGUUUUGACCUUUAACCCUAUGGUCACGAGUCCUACAGAUCGAUCGUGGCCAACUGCAUGCCUUCCUUCCAGCAAACACUCUGACACGGGGAGUUUGUUUCUUGGUAGGACGCCUCAAAACUAAUAUCAGAAAAUACACACUUGGAUCAGAACUGCAAGACUGUGUUGGAGCUUGGGAAAUGUGGCGUUCGUCCAGACACUGCUGGCCUGUAACCUUAGGCUACAAGCACAUGAAGAUCAGUCGGAUAAAUGGAACGUCCUCCGUGUCCAUGUCACUGUUAGACAGCGUUGUGAUGCACAUUAGUUUGUUGAUUUCCUUCUGUGAAAUUUUCCAUGAUCCUCCUUUCAGUUUGAACCCAAUAUUUGUGUUACACUACACAGGAAUGGCCUUUGUCUUAACGAAAUCUUACUGUGAGCUAAAUUUUGAGAGUGACAUUGCCAAUGCUUGACUGACACUAUAUGGGAAAAUGUUUCUUCUCCCCACAGAUAGUCAUGGACACUACAGUUUUUUUUAUAUAUAAACAUUAAAAAUGUUAAAGUACAACUUCCAUGUUCUGUGAAGGUCUAUGUCCACUAACUAUGCAUGAUUAAAAAAAAUGUUGAAAUCCA